AUGGAGCUGAUACAGGCCGCGGCUAAGGUCAAAGGAGCAGAUCAGGGCGGCGGUGGGGGCGGCGGCGGCGGCGGUGGCGAUAUCGAGGCGACAAUAAAGACCUGCUGCGACAACGUUCAAACGCGCAUCCAACAAGAGUUCGACCGGAACAUCGACAUCCUCGACCGCUAUAUCAAGAAGAACGUGGCGGCCGUGGCUGCUUCCGUUCCUUUUGGACCGGGUGCCACCGAGGCACCGGCGGUGGCAGCGGCGGGAGAGGAUGGUCGGAGUGGCAAUGGUGCAGCUCCUGCGGCUGGUGGGUGGGGCGCGGGAGCGGCGGUAACGGGAGCAGUAGCGCCGGCAGCAGCAGCAGCAGCAGCACCCGGUGCGGCAGCACCCGGUGCGGGUGACGCACAAGAGAGAAGUGGUGGAGGCGGCGGCGGCGGCGGCGUGGGGGGAGGGUCUUCGGUAGCUCCUUCGGCAAAAGGAGGGGCGGUUUUGGGUGUGGAUGCGUGGGCCUCAGAGGUGGAGGAAGGGACGCCGCCAAAACGGUUGGAGGAAGAGGAAGCGCUAGAUGCGGAGAUACAGCACCUGCGAAAACGGCGACGGCAGGGACUAAGGCGAUGCGCGGCGUUGGUGCGAAGGGGGGCGCGGGAGACGGUGUUGCUGCAAGACGUGAAGGACUUUGUCGACGCGCUGCAGAUGGGAGUGUCGAGCUCCUUCGACGACAACGGGCUGACGCCGAUACCCAGCAAGGUGCAGGAGGCGGUGCAGUCGUGCGCGGAGCUAAGGGUCACGGCGGACCGAGCUCAAGCGCUAACGAGGCGGCUAGAGCGCCAGGUAGAACAGAGCGCGGAGUGGGGGGGCGGCGGGGAGGUGGGCGGCGGUGCCAGCUCGAGCGCGGUGGCUUCUACCGUGCCUCCCCCGAGGGACUUGCAGUCCAUGUUCCAGCGAUCGAGCGAGCAACAGGUGGUUGCAGGGAGCGCUACGGAGUACUCUACGUUGAAGACGCGGCUAAGGGGAUAGAAGGAUGGUACACGAAGAGCGCGCACUGGAGGGGGGGGGGGUACUAGGGACGCCGUUUUAAUCUGCAACUGUCUGUAAGUUGCUUUUGACAAGGCAUGCGGAAGCGAGAGUGGGUAGCGGCGGAUCGUCGCGCGGCUUGCUAAGGUGCGGAUUUUCUCGUCACGCCGUCCCUCGCCCUCUCGGUCGAGCCUGGGCGUGCUGGAGCGUUCUACGUUUGGUGGGUCGAAGCAAUGUGCGUGCUUGACUUCCAAAGGCAUAUUUUGUCUCUCCCGCGAAGUAUUUAGUCGUUCACGUCCCUGUUUGACCGAGUUGAUUCUCGGCGGAAGGGGUGUGAAGAGAAAGUUGGCGUAAUGAUGUAAUAACUGUAAGGCAACAGACCAGGUUAAGGACUAAAAGCUUUCUGGAAGUUGUUUUCGGUGGAAAGUUUGCUUUGGUGUAUCGACGCUCUUGGUACAAGCGUUUAUUACUGUUGUCUUAGGGAGGGUUGGCGCCAUAUGUUGCAAGUAUGAAAAGGUACAGUAGCUCCCUUCUCGGGACAACGAAACGUGUUGAUGGGGACGCCCUUCCGAAGUUUGGCCGAACCGAUGAAUGCAUUUUUUUUCUUUUUCCUUUCACGCAAAAAUGUUGCUGUGGUGUUGCCAGUGGCGGAGCCUGUUCCUUACACGCAUCGUUUGUCUUUCUAUUCGUUAGGAGUCGAAGUAGCAGAUGCUGUGUGGCGGUGUUUAGUGUGCAGGAGGAGCGCCUGGAUGUGCAGCAAGCGCGCCGCCUCGUGAACCUUGCUUGCGCUUGUAAUAAGUACAUCGCGUUCGUUCGUUCUCGUUUUUGCUCGUUUUGUGCCUGUUCAUACAGCAGUAGCGUCAUGCGUGGCGUGCGUAACAAACCAUGGAGGCCCCAAUGAGCUUGCGGACGUGCAAGUUUGUUAG
Messenger RNA from Ectocarpus sp. CCAP 1310/34, 1928 nucleotides. Lineage: Eukaryota; Phaeophyceae; Ectocarpales; Ectocarpaceae. The record is from the annotation of a GenBank genome assembly.